This is a messenger RNA of Medicago truncatula (barrel medic), 1585 nucleotides long. RefSeq names its product gibberellin 20 oxidase 1. The record is from RefSeq and is a predicted model, not a curated record. The transcript has 3 exons. Bases 208 to 1356 code for a protein of 382 amino acids. NCBI's taxonomy places the organism in Eukaryota, Viridiplantae, Streptophyta, Magnoliopsida, Fabales, Fabaceae.
CAAAGAAUUACACUUUUGUGCUCUUUUAUGUGUAUGAUUCAAUUACUGGCUCAAACAUGUUGGUGACUUGCAUGUUGGAGAGAAAAUAGAAAUCCUCUCUUGCCUAUAUAUAAUGCAAGUUUUUUCUCUCAUUGCAUCAAUAAGUAGCCUAAGUUUUUCUUUCAUCCUCUCUCAAACCUCUCUCUAUAUUUUUGCAUUGUUAAUGCAAUGGCUAUAGAGUGCAUAACAAGUACAAAAGCUAUGACUCAAUCACCAAAACAAAACCAUGGUAAAAAUGAAGAUGAAGAAUCAUCAUUAGUUUUUGAUGCUUCAUUUCUAAGACACACCAUUAACCUUCCAAAACAAUUCAUUUGGCCAGAUGAAGAAAAACCAUGCAUGAAUGUACCUGAACUUGAUGUUCCACUCAUUGAUUUAAAAAAUUUCCUUUCUGGUGACCCUUUUGCUGCAAUGGAAGCUUCAAAAAUCAUUGGUGAAGCAUGUGAAAAACAUGGUUUUUUUCUUGUUGUUAAUCAUGGUAUUGAUGCUAAAUUAAUAGAACAUGCUCAUAGUUACAUGGAUGGUUUCUUUGAGAAUCCCCUGUCUCAAAAACAGAGAGCACAGAGGAAAAUAGGAGAACAUUGUGGUUAUGCUAGUAGUUUCACUGGAAGAUUCUCCUCAAAACUUCCAUGGAAAGAAACACUUUCUUUUCAAUUUUCAGAUGAGAAAAACUCACCAAAUAUUGUUAAAGACUACCUUUGCAACACAUUAGGGGAAGAUUUUGAGGAAUUUGGGGAGGUUUACCAAAAGUAUUGUGAAGCAAUGAGUACACUUUCUUUGGGGAUAAUGGAGCUUCUUGGAAUGAGUCUUGGAGUUGGAAAAGAUUGUUUUAGAGAUUUUUUUGAAGAGAAUAAAUCAAUAAUGAGACUUAAUUAUUACCCACCAUGUCAAAAACCUGAUCUCACUUUAGGAACUGGACCUCAUUGUGAUCCAACAUCUUUAACCAUUCUACACCAAGACCAAGUUGGUGGCUUGCAAGUUUUUGUUGACAAUGAGUGGCAUUCCAUUAGGCCAAAUUUCAAUGCUUUUGUUGUCAAUAUUGGUGACACUUUCAUGGCUCUUUCAAAUGGGAGAUACAAGAGUUGUUUACAUAGGGCAGUGGUGAACAACAAGACAACAAGAAAAUCUCUAGCUUUCUUUUUGUGUCCAAAAGGUGAUAAGGUGGUUUGUCCACCAAGUGAAUUGGUGAGUGAUUUGACACCAAGAAUCUAUCCUGAUUUUACAUGGCCUAUGCUUCUUGAGUUCACUCAAAAAUAUUAUAGAGCUGAUAUGAGAACACUUGAGGCUUUUACAAAAUGGAUCCAACAAAAAAGUAGCUGAAAUUUCAAGCUCUUGAUGACAAAUUAUUAGCCAUUGAGAACCCUAUUAGAAAAGUGACCAAUCAUGUGGAAGUACAAGUGUAAUUCAUGUCUUGAAAGGUCUCUGAAGCUAGUAAGACAGAAGUGUAAUUCGUGCGGCAUAUUAGUGAUCAAUAAUGAACAAAUCAAGGAAGAUAAAUAGUUAUAUGGAAUCAAUAAAAAAAAAUUGCCAGCUAACUUUGUAAUUCUAA